Molecule: messenger RNA, 1362 nt
Organism: Pestalotiopsis fici W106-1
Lineage: Eukaryota; Fungi; Ascomycota; Sordariomycetes; Amphisphaeriales; Sporocadaceae
Exons: 1
Coding region: 1-1362 (453 amino acids)
Molecular function (GO): catalytic activity
Source: RefSeq, a predicted model, not a curated record
AUGGGUGCUCGCCAUCUGAGGAGCACCAGCUUUGCUAGCAGGUAUCUGAUCAGCACCCAAGCUGUAUCAUUGCAGCGCACACGCAGACCCGGCUUCUUCAUGGGUCGCCCACAGAACCCAGCUUGGUCUGCUCUGAGCAAUGGCUGCUCGAGACUGACCAUGCUCGCAAGACACUUGGCCACAAGUUCUCAACAGAAACAGACUGAUGAUGAUGAACUGCCUUUGAAAGGAAUUCUCGUAGUCAGUCUCGAGCAAGCCAUAGCCGCCCCGUUCUGCACACGGCAGUUGGCAGACCUCGGCGCCCGCGUUAUCAAGGUUGAGCGACCGGUAGUGGGGGACUUUGCCCGAGAUUACGACUCGAGAGUCAAUGGCAUGUCCUCGCACUUUGUCUGGUCGAACAGGUCCAAGGAAAGCCUGGCGCUCAAUCUAAAGGACCCAAAGGAUCUGUCGGCCCUCCGGAAAUUGAUCGCAAAGGCCGACGUUUUGGUGCAGAACCUGGCGCCGGGCGCGACAGACCGUCUAGGAUUGUCCUAUGAAAAACUACGAGAAAAGCACCCUUCGCUCAUCGUGUGCGACGUGUCAGGCUAUGGCGACAGCGGGCCGUACCGUGACAAGAAGGCGUACGAUCUUCUAGUCCAGAGCGAGGCUGGUAUGCUAUCCGUCACGGGUACGGACCAGGAGCCGGCAAAGGUCGGCAUCUCCAUUGCUGAUAUUUCCGCUGCCAUGUAUGCGUACACCAACAUACUGGGAGCGCUCAUGAAGCGCAACAAGACGGGCAAAGGCUGCCGGAUCGACAUAUCCAUGCUCGAGAGCAUGGCCGAGUGGAUGACCUUUCCGCUUUACUACACAUAUCAAGGCCAGCCGGGUCCCAAGCCUGUUGGUGCUUCUCAUGCGGCAAUCUAUCCAUACGGGCCCUUUGACACGGGUGGAAGGGGUUCUGUGAUGCUGGGGGUUCAGAACGAAAGGGAAUGGGCUCGACUAUGUGCCGAGGUCCUAGACGACCCGACGCUUGCAACCGACGUGCGAUUUGCAAGCAAUCUCAAGCGGGUCGAGAACCGCGACGCGCUCAAGAAAAUUAUGCUGGACAAGUUUGCCAGCCUCUCGGCGGAUGAGGUGAUUGCGCGACUGGACGCCGCCGGCGUGGCCAAUGCCAAGGUCAACGACAUGGCUGGGGUCUGGGAGCACCCACAACUCAAGGCUCGAGGGAGAUGGACCGAGAUUGAGACGCCAGCCGGCCGAAUACCGGCCCUGCUUCCACCGGGUGCGGCUCGGCCUUCGCAGGUCCGCAUGGAUCAAGUGCCGUCUAUCGGCCAGCACAACCGGGCUAUUCUGCAAGAACUAGGCAUAGAUAAUUCAAAUUGA